Molecule: messenger RNA, 1734 nt
Organism: Oldenlandia corymbosa var. corymbosa
Lineage: Eukaryota; Viridiplantae; Streptophyta; Magnoliopsida; Gentianales; Rubiaceae
Source: the annotation of a GenBank genome assembly
AUGGCCGACGGCGAUCAAGGCGUUGAGGCGGCAAUGGGAGUCAGCAAUCGAGGCGUUGAGGUGGACACGGGCGGCGGCGAUCGUGUCGUUGAGACGGCGACAGCAUUCAACGAUCGAGGAAAGGCUUCAAUUCCACCAGAGUGGCGAAACGGUGAUUGGAUCGAUGAUAUGCUGAGUUCAGAUCGAGUGAUAAGUUAUGUCGUUGAUGAUUCCGGCUUGAUGAAUGCGGAAUGUAGUGGUAGAAAAUCCAUCGAACAAUCUUACUGUGCCAGCAAAUCAACGCAAGGUCACAGUUCUGUUGUAGAUCAGCUGGAAUCAGAAUGUGGAGAAGAUAAUAGCGGCAAUGAAUUGGGAGUUGAUAAUAUGAUGGUGGAGGAGGAUACCUUGCACAAGGAAAUUUCAUAUGUGAUGAAGAAUAAUGAUUUGGCUGUUUUUACUUUAGUUGGCAAGACUACAAGAAGUGAGAAAAAAGCUUAUGAUUUGUAUAAUGAUCAUGCCCGGUUGAUUGGUUUUAGUGUGAGAGUGGGAAAACAGAAGUUUAGAGGUAAGACUGAUAAAGUUAGGAUGAAGAAAUUCUGUUAUAACCGCGAAGGAUACAAGAAAUCCGGUGGAAAUGGUGAUGUGUGCCAUGAGAGGAUUAAUUUUCGGUGUGGGUGUCCAGCUUUUAUCCAUUUUACUGUUGACAAAGAUGACUUGUGGACCUGUACAAAGUAUCUGGUUGAUCACAAUCAUGAUCUUGUGCCGAAUGAAAUGAUUGGACUUCUUCGAUCUCAACGUGAAGUAGAUGAAAAUGAUAUGAAGAUAAUCAAAGACAUGACAAGGAGUGGCAUCCCUUUGGUUGAUGCAUAUAAGUUUGUGACAAAAUUACAUGGGGGAAGUCCGAACAUGAAGUAUACUUUGAGAGAUGCCUACAAUUAUGAGCGUCCUGGUGUUGGAUUUGAAGCUGUGAGGGGUGAAGAUCUACGCUGUAGCCAGGGAAACAUCGAUUCAUAUCUUCCUGGUGACCCUUACCUGGAGAGCAUUCGCAGAGUGUACACAGUUGAAGCAUUUCGGGAGGUUCAGCAGUUGCACAAAGAUGGGAUGUUGUGCAGGUUACAGGGAUUGUCAUGCACGUGCAGGUACUACUCUGAGGCGGGCAUGCUUUGUUGCCACAUUCUUCGAAUCUGUCAUGUAACCUCUGUUGAUGAGUUUCCUAAAGAUUAUAUAUGUAUGAGACGGACAAAAGGUUAUGGUGCCAUGUCAAGCAUAGCUAUUGAGGGAGAUGGAAAAGCUGAUGGGCCAUUGCUGUGGAAGGCACUAAUUAUGAGACGAUUUUCAGACUUGGUGUAUGCAAGUGAAUAUAACAAAGAUGCAAAAAAAUGUUGUGACGAGGCGGUUGACAGGCUUAAAGAAGAACUCGGUAGUUUUAUUGGUUCAAAUAAUAAUGAUGAGUCUAUAGACAAUGAUGACCUGCAUUAUCAAAGCAUGCCAUUUCCUUAUCCAAAGGGAGCUGCUCAAGAUUAUUCAGGCUCAGGAAGUUUUGGUGCUGUGAAUGCUUCCCAUCAAAGCAUGCCAUCUUUGAACGUAAAUUCUGGUGGAUUCUCAUUUGCUAAUCCAAGUGUAGCUGCCAAGGAUUUUUCAUGGGCAGGGGCUUCCACUUCUGUGAAUGCUUUUAUCAAAGCAUGCCAUUCUCAUUUCCAAUUCCCAAGGGGGCUGGCCAGGAGUUUCAAAGCGCAAGCACUUCCGCUGCUGUGA